AUGCAUGAAACACCAAUUGAUACUAUGCAUGAAACACCAAUUGAUACUAUGCAUGAAACACCAAUUGAUACUAUACAUGAAACACCAAUUGAUACUAUACAUGAAACACCAAUUGAUACUAUACAUGAAACACCAAAAAUUACAAUAAGUGAAACUAUAGCCCAAACCAAAAUUGAAACCAUAUCUGAAACACCUAUUGAAACUGUAUAUGAAACAAUUUCAAACACUUUGAUUGAAACCCCAAUUGCAGAAGGCAUUCAUCCAUUUUCUUCAACUUCUACUUCUAGCAAAAAUCCAUCAUCCACAAUUCAAAGUGGAGCAGAAAAUGCAUCAAGUGUUAAAUCAACAAAAAACAAAUCUUUAAUAUGGAUAAUUGUUGGGAUAUCCCUUGGGAUUUUACUUCUGGUUACCAUCUUUAUUAUAUUUGUUUUGGUUCAUAAGAAAACUUCCAAUCCAGAAUUUUCUGAAUCAACAAAUGAAGUUGAAGAUAUUCCCGAAGAAACAGUAAUACCACGAGAAGUUAUUACUGAUGUUACUAUCGACAACCCUAUUUUUACAACUACAAUGGAUGAUUGUGAACACAGUGAUCCAUUUAACAUGGAUUUUCAGGAAUCUACAAUAGAAGAACUGUUCCUAUAA
Trichomonas vaginalis G3 is the source of this 639-nucleotide messenger RNA. RefSeq names its product bifunctional inhibitor/lipid-transfer protein/seed storage 2s albumin superfamily protein family. The coding region runs from base 1 to 639 and encodes 212 amino acids. The transcript has a single exon. NCBI's taxonomy places the organism in Eukaryota, Parabasalia, Trichomonadida, Trichomonadidae. The record is from RefSeq and is a predicted model, not a curated record.